Rhopilema esculentum is the source of this 1056-nucleotide messenger RNA. Its product is annotated as dynein regulatory complex protein 12. NCBI's taxonomy places the organism in Eukaryota, Metazoa, Cnidaria, Scyphozoa, Rhizostomeae, Rhizostomatidae. The record is from RefSeq and is a predicted model, not a curated record.
CAAUGCAAUUCAACCACGGCAACGGUAAACAGGAUUGCUCUUUUUACGUUUCUGUAAACUUCAAGAAAGCCCUUUUUUAUGCUUAUUUUUUUCGCAAUCUGAGCAACAAAAUGCCUCCAAAGGCUAAGAAAGGGAAAGGAAAAAAGAAGAAAAAGGAUGACAAAGAUGAGUUAUCUAUUGAAGACAAAUACAAGAAAACAAUGUUUGAAAUUGAAUCACUCAAAGAACACCUGGCAAUGAGAACAGAAAUAGCCAGAAGAGCCCAGUCAAAGUCUGAGGAUAUGAAAGAAAAGAUGCUAGAAGCAAAGGAGACUAUCCAGUCUGAAAAGCAGAUAAAGCUUGAGAUUUCAGCAGAUUUAACUCGGCAAUAUAAAACAAUGCAGACAGAACUGACGUUGAGAGUUCACACUUUGGAAAAGAGAGUUGCUCUUCUUCAAGACAAACUCGAUGCAACGGAAAGAGAACUGAAGAAAGAAAAGUUGGAGAAAGCUCAGAUAAUCGAGCAGAAAGAUAUGAUUAUUCAAGAUCUGCAAUUUAAGAUCGAUAAUAUGGAAACAGCAUAUGAAAAUAUUUUACAUGACGCUCUAGAUGCAAUGGGUGACAAAAUUGAAGAGGCCAAGGGUAGAUGGGAGGCAGAAAGCACCAAGAUUCAAGAGGAGAACAAGAUGCUUUUGCUAGAAUUUGGAUUGAAUCCUCUCGAUAUAUGAAACUUUGAGCAACAUUUCAAUCUGUACAUUUCUAAGAAACGUAGCUUUAAUGCAUAGAAAAAGUUUAAAAUGAAAAAACAUGCAGAGUGGCUCUGUAUUCUCCUGAACAUCGUAAUUGUAUGUGAUGAGGGAGAGCAAACUUAGCGUUGAGUCAUAUGAGAACUUUCUUUAAAAUAGCCAGGCUGCUAACGUUUUUUACACCUUGGAAGUUUGUAUUCAUUAUAUUUGUGAAAAAGCGUUGUAAAUACAAAGUAUGUAUCUAUAUUUUCUAAUAUAUAUUCUAAGAAAUGUUAUAUUUUCAUGUAUUUUUGUGCAUCAAAAAUGUCAAUAUUCGCAUUGAAUGUUUAAA